AUGCCCCCAGCACCACCGCCAGCACCAGCACUAGCACCAGCACCAGCACCAGCACCGGCACCGGCACCGGCAGGCUUCCAAGAACUCAGAUUCAACUCCGACAUCGCGCAAAUCAACCUCCGCCGCACCCCCGCCAACGCACUCUUCCACAAAGACCCCGGCUUCUACGCGCGCUCGCAAGCCACCAUCGCCCUGAUCGAGCGCGCCCUCACCACCCUGAGCGCGUCCCACUCCGCCAAUGAGUUCCUCCUCAAUGAGUACUACCGCUACACCUACGACAUGCAGACGUCACCGCACCACGCGGCCUGGCGCGCCUGGAUCGACCCCCCGUGGACCGCCGGAACACGCGCUUUCCUCAACAUGCAGAGGGAUAUGGCGCUGCCGGUGGCGGUGGGGGUGGUGAAUGCGGCGAAUAUCGAGGUGAGGGGGUGGCUGGCGAUGGUGUUGGCGUAUCCGCCGGGGGAUGUGGAGUAUUUGCAAGCAUGGAGGAUGGCGACGUUGGCGGCGGGGUUGAAGGAUAGGGAGUUGGUGUUUGAGGCUCAGGUGCUGGCGGAGUUGCAAAAGGAGGAAACGGUACUGUGGAGUAAUAACUAUGAUAUUAGGAUGGGGGAUGAGUGA
Messenger RNA from Morchella importuna, 618 nucleotides. RefSeq lists its product as uncharacterized. NCBI's taxonomy places the organism in Eukaryota, Fungi, Ascomycota, Pezizomycetes, Pezizales, Morchellaceae. The coding region runs from base 1 to 618 and encodes 205 amino acids. The transcript has a single exon. The record is from RefSeq and is a predicted model, not a curated record.